AUGAGCAAAGAAAUCCCUGAAGAUCUAAGAAAAGAAAUCACUGAAGAUCAAAAUGCAUUUCUUGGUGAGGAGGAGGAAGAAGAAUUAUGUGAAUACCCAGAUGACGAAGAUUCAGAACAAAGAAUGCAAGAUCUAUGGCAAGAAAUUGAAAACGCUGGCGAUGAUGAAGAAACGAUAAAACUUAAGAAAGAAAUAGGAGAAAAAUUCUGCCAAAAAUAUCCAAAAGAUUUUGCAAAACAAAAAGCUUUUAUUGAACGUAUCAAUGGAAUGUCCUAUGACCAGGUUUCAAGAAUUAGUGAUAAUCUAAUGGAAAAAAUGUACAACAUUUUAUAA
Messenger RNA from Trichomonas vaginalis G3, 333 nucleotides. RefSeq lists its product as uncharacterized. NCBI's taxonomy places the organism in Eukaryota, Parabasalia, Trichomonadida, Trichomonadidae. The record is from RefSeq and is a predicted model, not a curated record. The transcript has a single exon. Bases 1 to 333 code for a protein of 110 amino acids.